GCGGCAAUUUGAACCCAGGCGGUCUCCGCAGUCUAAGUCCAACACUUCCCCGCACUGAUUCUCUCAUACUUCACCCCGCUUUCUCGCGUACUACAGCUCUAAACGCACGUUACCCACGGGGACAACCCUGUACUUGGGGAGAGCACAGACAAAAACGCGCCAAGCGGACGUUGCGUGCCUGUGUGAGGGAAGAAGUGUGUGUGCUCGGCGGAGGGGAGGUGACAGGCGGAAAGCCGUCAACGAACAGCCAGGGCAGAAAGGCCUGCCCAGUGUUUCACCGCCCCAAUGGGCGGCCGCGUCGGGGAGAGCACCCCCACCAGCAGCGUCGGUGGCGGCGUCUCGCGUAGCCUUCUCAAGAUGGCCGUCUCUCCCGAGCGACCUGCGGAGGCGGCGGCUGUUGUAGGCUCGGCGGUACGGAGGGACCGCUGAGGAGGGUGACAGCCGGCUGGCGCUGUUCCCCCUGCGGUGGGAAGCGAGAGCAGACGUUGCGAGCUGCGCCUGGGAAAGAACACACCAUGCGGCGGGGCUAGAGCCGGAGGCUUCCACCGCGAUUAAUGAUGUUAGCUGAGGCUUCUGAUACGUGCAGAGGACGUCAUGGAGAGGCAGACUUUUCCCAUUUGCACUGGAGUAUUGAGAAGACCAGUCUUUCCAUAUGGGGAUGGGGAAGCCUUGGCAUUGUGCUUUUUCUAAUAACAUUUGGACCAUUUGCUAUAUUUUACUUUGCAUUUUAUAUUCUCUGCUUUGUGGGUGGGGGGUUUGUGGUAACACUCUUGUUUGGAAAAAACAAUUCAGAGAAGUACCUCGAACAGUGUGAACACUCCUUUCUUCCUCCAACAUCAUUUGGCAUGACUAAGUGCAUAGAAGAAAUGAAACAGGAAAGCAAGUCUAUUAAGAUUGAUAGGAGGUUGACGGGAGCAUAUAUAAUUGAUGAACCUCUUCAGCAAGUUAUCCAGUUUUCCUUGCGUGAUUAUGUCCAGUAUUGGUAUUACACACUAAGUGAUGAUGAAUCUUUUCUUCUUGAAAUCAGGCAGGCUCUGCAAAAUGCACUAAUUCAGUUUUCUUCUAGGUCAAAAGAAGUAGAUUGGCAGCCUUAUUUUACUACCCGACUCGUAGAUGAUUUUACUACUCAUCUUAGAGUAUUCAGAAAAGCUCAGCAAAAGAUAACGGAGAAAGAUGAUCAGAUUAAGGAUGGAGCGGAAGAUCUUGUAAAUACAUUUUUUGAAGUUGAAGUUGAGACGGAAAAGAGAGUCUGUCGUGAUCUCGUCUGCACAUCUCCCAAAGACGAAGAAGGAUUCCUAAGGGAUCUGUGCGAAGUUUUACUGUAUUUAUUGCUACCUCCUGGAGACUUCCAGAACAAGAUCAUGAGAUAUUUUGUCAGGGAAAUCCUUGCUCGAGGAAUUCUUCUUCCAUUAAUAAAUCAGCUCAGUGAUCCUGAUUAUAUUAAUCAGUAUUUCAUAUGGAUGAUUCGUGAUUCAAUUUGCAACUAUGAGGCCUUUAUGAACAUUAUUAAAGUAAGUGACAACGUAGGGGAGUUGGAAGCUGUAAGGGAUAAAGCAGCAGAAGAACUGCAGUAUCUUCGAUCCUUAGAUACAGCUGGAGAUGAUAUCAACACUAUAAAAAAUCAGAUAAAUAGCUUAUUGUUUGUGAAGAAAAUAUGUGAUUCAAGAAUACUGAGGCUGCAGUCAGGAAAAGAAAUAGAUACUGUGAAACUGGCUGCAAACUUUGGAAAACUUUGCACAGUCCCUCUGGACACCAUUCUAGUAAACAAUGUUGCACUACAAUUUUUUAUGGAUUACAUGCAGCAGAUGGGAGGCCAAGCACAUCUCUUUUUCUGGAUGACAGUAGAAGGAUACAGGGUUACAGCGCAGCAGCAGUUGGAAGUGCUAUCAAGCCUUCAGAAAGAUGGAAGGCAUCAAACUACAGAAACAAAAGGCCUGUUAAAGUCAGCUGCAGUUGGAAUUUAUGAUCAGUAUUUGUCAGAGAAGGCAUCUCCAAGAGUCAAUAUUGAUGAUACCUUGGUAGUAAAGCUGGCAGAAAAACUGAAUAAUGACGACCCAACCCCUGAAAUCUUUGAUGAUAUUCAGAGAAAGGUAUAUGAUUUGAUGCUGCGGGACGAAAGAUUCUAUCCUUCAUUCAGACAGCAUGCACUCUAUGUUCGAAUGCUUGCUGAACUAGAUAUGCUAAAGGAUCCUAGUUUCAGAGGAUCAGAUGAUGGUGAAGGUGAAUCAUUUAAUGGUUCUCCUACUGGCAGCAUUAAUUUAUCGUUGGAUGAUCUUUCAAAUGUGAUUGCUGAUGAGUCCAUACAACUACAUGCAUGUAUUUCAGAUACCGUUUAUGCUGACUAUGACCCGUAUACUGUGGCAGGAGUUUGUAAUGACCAUGGCAAGACAUAUGCGCUAUAUGCUAUCACUGUUCGUCGUCGAACUUCAAAUGGUGACGAAGUAUGGAAAACAUAUCGUCGCUACAGUGACUUCCACGACUUCCACAUGAGGAUUACUGAACAGUUUGAAAAUCUAGCAAAUAUGUUAAAACUUCCUGGUAAAAAAACAUUCAAUAACAUGGACAGAGACUUUUUAGAAAAAAGGAAGAAAGAUUUAAAUGCAUAUUUGCAGCUUUUGCUAAAUCCUGAAGUGAUGAAAUGUUACCCAUCUUUAAUACACUGUGUGUAUGACUUCUUGGAAAACAAGGCAUACAGUAAAGGGAAGGGAGAGAUUGCUCGGAAGAUGGACACAUUUGUAAACCCACUGCGUAACUCUAUGAGAAAUGUUUCAAAUGCUGUCAAGUCCUUCCCUGACAGCUUUGCAGAGGGGAUGACUAAAAUGUCAGACAACAUGGGCAAAAUGUCAGAAAGAUUGGGACAAGACUUAAAGCAAUCAUUUUUCAAGGAGCCCCCUUUAAUGCAGAAGGCAUAUGUUGAUCCGAAACAUUGCCGUGUUGCAGCACAAGUUGAAGACAAUGUGGAAGACAAUGUUCCUCUUAAAAUAAUGCUGCUACUCAUGGAUGAAAUCUUUGACCUAAAGGAGAGAAAUCAGUGGUUACGACGAAAUAUCAAAAACUUGCUUCAGCAGCUUAUUAGAGCAAUGCAUGGAUAUACAAUAAAUAAAAAAAUAGUUGAUCAUGUUGAUUGGAUGACGUCUCCUGAACAAGUAGCAGAUACAGUUAAACGGUUCAGGGAUGCCUUUUGGCCCAAUGGCAUUUUGGCUGAGGCUGUUCCCCGCAGAGACAAUGCCAUCAGAAUGAGAACAAGAAUUGCUGGAAAAACAAAAUUGCUAGGGAUGAUGCCAGAUGAACUGAAGCAUAUCUUAGGUGCUGAGACAACAAGAAAAGGCAUUCUCAGAGUCUUUGAAAUGUUUCAGCACACUCAACUAAAUAAGAGGAUGGUAUAUGUCUUUCUGGAGGGCUUCUUGGAAACCUUAUUUCCAGCAAAUGAAUUCCCUGAACUCUUCAAAAAACUGCAUUCACCUUCAAAGCAGAUGCAGCGAUACAAGCAGAGACUACAAUCUACUCAAGCGCCUUCUUUACAGAAAAGGUGACACUCCAAACUUUUAUGUUGGUGUCCAUUUGCCCAGGACUUGGUCAGGUUCUCUGGGGCUUAAAACUCAUGCUGUUAUUUCUGCACCAGUCUUUUAGUGUCGCGUAUUAGAUUAUUAAUGCAUCCAUAAGAGAUGUUGUUCUUCUCAUCCUUCUUCUCUUAUGUAACCACUACCAUGAACUGAGUUCAUGUGUCUUAAAUGAUUUGGUGCAUCUUCAUGCAACAUUGAGAAGAAUACUAGCCCACUCUGUAAGAAUGUCUGUUCCUUCCACUCUUGACAGAAUAUAUGGUUGCUAACAAUGAAAAGUACUAGACUGUGUCCAUUGAGAGAUAAGUAAAGCACAACUAUGGGAUAGCAACUAUGGUGAUAGCAAUGGAGGACUUGGCUGCUUUCCUCGGAACUGGGAGAUUGUGCAAUGUGAAAAUCAGGUGCGAUUUGAUUUGCAUUAUGACUGUUGAGGCCUUGUAGGUCUCAGUGAACAGCUCUGAAGUGGUUGAGCUAGCAUGAAAGAAGUCUUUUGAACAGAUUGUUCUGAGAAAUUUUAUAAUUUUUCCCAAACUACAUUUGCUAACUAAAGGUUAACAUAAUAUGUACAACUUUACCUUUACCUUCCUGAAUUAAAAAAAAUAAGUAAAUUAUUUUGGUUGGGUUUAUUACUUAGUUGGGGUAAGGUAGACAUGCAGAACAAUACAUUGGUUUAAAUUAGUCUGUUUAGAGGUCUUGUUUUGCUCUUAAAUUACAGUCCUUGUAGUCUGCACACAAUUUUUUAAAGGAAAAGACACAUAAUAGCACUUAGUGAAGGGAAGGGCAGAUAUUUUUUUUAAGGGGUUACCACAUUUAUUUUUUUAGAAGUUCUGUGGUAUGUUCACCUCAAGAGGAAAAUUGCUAAAAUGACUUGGUUUCUUACUGUCAUAAAAGUCUUCUGGACUUCACUGAACAGUCAUAUGCAAAUAAUUGCAAAUUCCUGAAUGCACCAUAGUGUAUAUAUGAAAAUAAGAGACACAACUACAAUAUUUUUUUAAAUAAUCUUUUUUAUUUUUUGCAUAAUGUAAAAUUUUAAUAAAUCUCUUCUACACAAAAGCCCCCAUCUAUCCUCUUUUACUUCCCAACAUAAUUUUUAUUUGAGAAUAAAGUAAUAAUUUAUUACUUGCUUGGCCUUAAUUUAUCUUGGACUGAACAUCUCCUUUUCUGACUCUCCUUGAUGAACACCUCCCACUACCAAGGAAUUACAAUACAUCAGUUACACCCCUCUGCAUAUUCUGCUACAUAAUCUGUUUAAAAUCCCCAGAAAAUAUCCAAAAUAGUAUGCAUUUCAUGCUCUGAUACUAACACAGUUUUGGAAAGAAGUCUGACUUUAAUCAACAGGGCUUGUUUACAAACAAUGUGUUUCAGGUUUGGGUGUAAAUGCAGUACCUAAAGAUCUUGUAAAUAAGGUCAUCCCAUGUAGAAACAUAUUCAGGAGUGAAUAGUUUACACCUUGGAGGAAGAAAAAGAAGGUCCAAAGGGGAGUAGCCAAGAAAGACAUCUGUUUUAAGGCCUGGAUAAGGACUUAUCCUCCCCCCCUUCCCCCCCCUUAUUUGGAUUCCAUUCUUGCUAUGAAGCCUGCUCAAUAAUGGCAAUGCUGUAAAAAAAUAUUUACAGUUUGCAUGUCUUCAAGUGCAAUUGUCCCCACCCCUAUCUCUACAGGUCUGCAUAGUAUAUAUGUAAUCCCUUUUACCAGUGUCAGCAGAGCUAAAGGUAACAUAUAUGAAGUACUGUUUCCUUGUCUGUCAUUCUCCCUGCUUUUCUAUUAUAGGUGGCAAUUGACACAAAACUCUCUCAUACACACAAGCUUCCAAACAUUUUUUCUAUUUGUUCUAAUUCUCAUUUAAGUGGUAAAACUGUCUGGACAGUACUACCUUAAAUUACAGGUGGGGACUUGCAUGAUUAAUUAUGCUCCUCUCUACAAAAAUAAAUUAAGUAAAAACCUCUGCAGAUAGAACAUGUCAGGAAGAAAUACGUUAGCUGAACCUUCUCCCUGACAUGCUGGUUUUCAGUGUGCAUUGAUUUUAUGUGAACUCUAUCUGUAAUUUGAAGUUGAAUGAUCUACACAGGUAUACUACUCAAUGAAAACUAGACCUAUGCCACCUCUUAAUGACCUGUGUUCCAGCCCACUUGACUUCUAAAAUGAUAGAAUGCUAUAAUCCAUAUUGAGCACUGGAUGCAGGAAAAAUGGCAGGCCUAAAUGCAGAGUCUUAAUAUGUGACUUGAGUUCAAUUAUAAUGCAUCUAAAUUUCUCAGUUUAACUUACAGUACUUCAAAGUGGAAAUGAUUAGCAGUCAAUAUUUUAUGUACUGUCUCUUAUCUGUGGGUAUCAGACUUCAGAUAAUGCUGAAUUGUUGACUUUUGAAAUUGAUUACAUAUCCAUAAAAUGGGUGAAUGAAACAUAAGUGUGUAAUUUCUUUUAACACAGUUAUUACACAUAGGGGUUUGUCAUCUAUAUUUAAUUUCAGUGUGCCUGUAGCCAGGAGCUGUCAAUUGUGCAUCUCUUUCUGAUUAAAGUACAUUAUUCAUAUGUUGUCCAUUCACAUUGUUUUAAUUGUGUCCCCUGUGUCAUUUUCACCCUUCAAAGCAUCCCCAAAUUGAUUGUGUAAAUGCAGCAGACACUUUGCCAGGCCUGCCCUGGUCUGAGAAUGCUGUGACCAGCCUCUAAAAAUAAAUGUGCCAUUGUCCAACAAAAUGCACUUAACUUUAGCCUUAAUUGAGAGAGAAUGAACAGUAAGGUGGAAUAUUUCAUAUGGUUCAUCCUCAAGCUUCUGUCUCUGGUGUUUGCUAUGACUAAUUUUAAAUGCUACUAGAAUGUGUAACAAUUUUAAAAAGUAACAUAUGAAUUCCACAACCUCAAUUUUAAUUUUAGUGCAAUAUUUUCAUGUAGCGCAUGUGUAUUUGAAUAACUGUUAAAAAGAAGUUUUUAAGGUUUUGAGAUCAAGGGUAAACUGUCUUAACCAACAAUGUAUAUUCUGUUAUUGCUACUGUGUUGGCUUAUCUAAGGACUUGUUUUAAAAGUCUGGUUUUGUCACUCCUUGUAAAUACCUACUUAUCUGUGCUCUAGUGAGCAUGGUUCUUACAUUGCAAGGAGCAAAAUCUAAAGAGCACAUCCGAAUAUAGCUGUUAAAUAAAUGACUUGUGCAUAUCAUUGUACAGUAUGUGUCAACUGUGUGCCUAAAGGUUUUUUCAAUAUCCUCCCCUCCUUUUAUUUAACAAAGACUGAAAACAAAUUUGGAAUGCCAUGGUCUCUCUCUUUCUGACAGCUAAGAACUCUUAAGUUUUGAUUUGGAGUUUGCAUUAUAUUUGUCCAAUAGAAAAGUUGAGAAAAGUACACUAAUAAAGUAUUAACAAGAAA
This is a messenger RNA of Rhineura floridana, 6915 nucleotides long. It is a transcript of the gene SNX13, whose product is annotated as sorting nexin 13. The transcript is spliced from 27 exons. Gene Ontology annotation, biological process: positive regulation of GTPase activity. The coding region runs from base 555 to 3533 and encodes 992 amino acids. NCBI's taxonomy places the organism in Eukaryota, Metazoa, Chordata, Lepidosauria, Squamata, Rhineuridae. Gene Ontology annotation, cellular component: early endosome. Gene Ontology annotation, molecular function: phosphatidylinositol binding. The record is from RefSeq and is a predicted model, not a curated record.